Messenger RNA from Cyprinodon tularosa, 3149 nucleotides. RefSeq lists its product as uncharacterized. The coding region runs from base 1 to 2499 and encodes 832 amino acids. The transcript is spliced from 4 exons. Lineage: Eukaryota; Metazoa; Chordata; Actinopteri; Cyprinodontiformes; Cyprinodontidae. The record is from RefSeq and is a predicted model, not a curated record.
AUGGAAGGUAUCAGUCUACAAACAGAGCUCUGUUCCCCAAAGCAAGCCAGACUGAUGAGCGCUGCCCAUGUAGAGUCAUAUAUAGAGUGUGUGAUCGCUGAGGGUGAUGAGGAUGAAACUCCUGUUAGCCGUGGUGUCUGCCUUCAAAAUGAUGAGAGUCUGGAGACUGGGGCUCAGACCAAUCCCAGUCUGUUCCAGUCAGGCCCCUUCUGUUCAGACCAGGGGCCUGACACCCAUCCCUGUCAUACUUUAAACCAGCUGGAGAGAAAUCUUAGGAGAGAGGAGACUCAUUUCAGGGAGGAUGUUCCUCAGAGAACAGCAGAAGGAAGCAGUUCAUGUUGCUCAAAGCUUGAAGGCGAUCUCUCUCAGAAAUCAGCGCUUCUGAUCUGCGAUAAAGAAAAAGAAGGUCAAGUCGAUGAGAACGGCCCGAGCAAGACCUUCAUCGGAUGCUCUGAGGGAUUGACCCAUUAUAAUCAGUUUGUCUCAGGCAGGAAUACGUCAACUAGAAUUGUGACUUUUGAAGAACACGACUAUGUUGGAGCUGAUCUUUCAGCGGUGCUCCCAGCUGCUGAUAGAGUCAGCCAGGAGCCCGCUGAGGGAGAUAAUGAGGCAGACGCCUUCAGGGUAAUUGACCCCGUAAUCUGGAGUCAAAUUGGCAGGGAGGCUGAAUGGCUCCUCUGCAGCUCAGACGGCAAUGCAGGUGGAGAAUUAUCUCUAUCAGUUCAAGUGUGCGAGGUGGAAACAAGCCCUGAAGUCAGAACAUCACAGGAUUCCUCCUCAGACUGGACCGGGCAGCUUCAGGACCAGAGGACGCCUCUGACACACUCAGAACCUCUGGCUUCUUCUGCAGCAAGCGACAAAAUGCAAGAGCAGACGGACGGCGAGGGCGGCCAUCACUGGGAACCUGGUCCUGCUGGAGAUGAUGGUGUCUGUGGGUCAGCAGGUCCAAAUCUGUCCAUCUGCUCAACUGUCCAGCAGCUGGGACCCUCAGCGGAGGAGGCUGCUGGGAUACAACAGCUGCAUCUUCCAAAAGGGAGAGAAUCUGAUGAACUGAGAGACUGCAUCUGUGACCAGAGAGGAGGAGACAAUGAGACAAAGUGUGAUGAUGAUGAUGAUGAACAGAGGAAAAAGCUUGGUGAAGAUUGGAGGGCGGAUAUUUUGUUAAUGGAGGGGGAAGAAGAGAAAUGUGAACAAGAGGUCAAAACAGGAGGAGACAUAAACGCUGACGAGAGAGAAACUGCGGAAACACGGAGAGAAUUCUGGGAGGAUGAGCAGAAACAAGGUUGGGUUAAAGAAGACGUAAGCCAAGCGUCUCCUAGAGAGGAUGCUAGUGAAUGGAUGGAGAACACGUCCAGCUUCUGUGAUGAAGAUCCAGAACAAAGACUUGGAUGUUUGGCUCAUGAUCCAGACACACCUGACAUUCCCACGCUCUGCGCGGUCCCACCUGCCAGCGACGCUGUGGUUCCCUGCCAGUCUCUAAAUGCUCACCAUGGCUCCACAUCCCUCAGCAACCUCACAUACUUCCCAUCCGCCUUCUCUUCCUACAAUCCUGGGCUGGGCGGUUGGGACACGUUUGAAAAGGUCCAACUCUCUCCAGAUGAUGAUGAUGAUGAUGGAGGCCCGGGCAUCAUGCCUGUCUUCACCAGACAGCUGCUGAAACCUCCCCAGGAACAAGGAGAACCCCGCAUCCAAGCCACAGGGAGUGAGAUUAAUAAGAGAACGCUUGAAGAGGAGGAGGAGGAGGAUGAAGGCCCUGUGUGCAACACUGACAACAUGGAGAGCGGAUUGGUCUCCGGCGAUUCCUGUUGUGAUGUCCAAAGCUUUAUGUCAGCAGCAGACGUCUCUGCGUGCACACAGCUGGAGGAAGAGCCCAGCUGUGGGUCAGCAUCUCCUGCUGUCCCCGCUGAAUGUCCCCAUCUGUCCUCUGAUCUGAGCGGCUUUGACUUUGAAAUGAGGGAACAGUUCGGCAGGGUCCUACAAGAACUCAGCUUGUUCUUUGAUAUUAGUAGAAAUGAAUUCAUUAGUGACUGUAGGACAUCCUCGCCUAAACCAUGCAGCCAUUUACCUGAAUCUUUGGAGGACGACACUGUGAAACCUUCAGAGCAGCUCAGCAGACCUGGACUGGGACCCUACGCUCACACAUCCACAGAGGAAACUGUUGAAGAGCACAGCCUGGUAACGUGUGGAGUCAAUCCAGAGGUUUCCUGUCCUGUUAUCAGGAGUGAUGGUGAACAGGAAGUGCCCCUCAUCAGAAACAUGGGCCAGGAACCGGUGAUGGACUAUGAGGAGAAAAACAAAGAGUCCCGACAGGCAGCGGAGCCAAAAGGUCCCAUUUGGUCUCCAUCCUUCAGUUUUCUGCACCUGGAACAGCUGAGACAAAGAGCGCCAGAAGCAGCCAGGAGACUGGAGCCUUUGAAAACCUGCUCACGGCCAAUCAGGGUGGGACUUUCAAAAAGAGCCAAGACCAAACAGCUCCAUCACUUUCAUCCAUACAAAUAAAAACGGAGAAGUGGAGAUUCAGGGGAGGAGAUGGAUGAAUGUUCUCAGGAGCUCUGUUUUUGGAGACGUUAUCUCUAGUUAAUAUAACAGUUCAGUUAUCUUACUGUUAAGCUGUGGUUUUCUUCACAUCACAUUGUGUUGGUUUAGCUGUUUGUUAUCAGCUGAGUUCAAGUCAGUCUGUAACUACUGGCACAGUAUUUAUUUAUUUAUUUAUUUCUCUGUAGUAUUUAACUAGUUCCAACAUAACUGCUGUGAUGUUUUCUACAGGUUUUUUGUAUCCAUUUUCUUUUCCAUUUUACACAUACAGGAGAUCUCAUUUUCCUUAUUGUUGGCUUGUUUGAUGCAGGUUUUUGCUGCAGCUACACGUUGUUCCUGUUAUGUGUGGGUGUAUUCAUCCUGCCUCCAUUAGGGGUUUCAAUGUUCUUUGUGUGUUCCGUUAUUUAUUUAUUUAUUUUUUAACCAUUAAAUGAGGUUGAAUGUAUGUAAUAUUGCCUGGAGCAUUCAGUGCGAGGUUGGCUCUUAUCCAGCAUCACUGUUCUUUAUGUUCCACGAAAACUAGUUUAGAAGAUCCUCCGAGUUUCUGAGUUUUUAAUGAUCUGCAGGUCUGAAUAUGUUUGGAAAAAUUAAAGUGAUGGUCUAUUAAACACUUU